CGACUUCAGUGGUCCUCUACCAACGACUUUAUCACAACUUACGAACCUGUCCACCUUAUAAUUUCGCAAAGCAGUGUUUGGGAUUUUAUUGUUUCUCAUGAAAUUUCAACAAAUAAUUAUGGACACCAUUGUCAUUGUGCAUCCAGGUGGGCAUUGGAUAAUAAUUUCACUGGGCAAAUACCUGAUUAUCUUGGGAGUUUGACCAACUUAACCCAACUGAGGCUCCAAGGGAACUCUUUUCAAGGUCCUAUUCCUAGAAGCUUAUAUAAUCUUGUCAAGUUGAGAAGCUUAAGAAUAGGGGAUAUAGUAAAUGGAAGCUCUUCACUGGCGUUCAUUGGAAGCAUGACAUCUUUGGGUGAUCUUGUCUUGAGAAACAGCAGGAUUUCUGAUUCACUUGCAUCAGUGGACUUCUCCAAGUUUGGAAGUUUAAAUCUACUGGAUUUGAGUUUUAACAAUAUCACAGGUCAAAUUCCUCCGUCAAUCGUGAAUCUUCCUUCUCUUACUUUUCUAUUUCUUGGGAAUAAUAGCCUUUCAGGAAGUCUGCCAGCCAUGAAAAGUCCUCUGCUUUCAAAUUUAGAUUUUUCAUACAACCACCUCUCAGGAAACUUUCCUUCUUGGACUGCCCAGAAAGAUUUACAACUGAAUUUGGUGGCAAAUGACUUUGUGAUUGAUGGCACUGAUAUGAGUGGUCUGCCAUGGGGAUUGAAUUGUCUUCAGCGGAAUACCCCCUGUUUUCUCGGUUCUCCGAAGUCUGCCUCUUUCGCGGUGGACUGUGGUGGUAGUAGAACCAUAUCAGGCUCAGAUAAUGCCAUGUAUCAGGCUGAUAACGCCAAUCUUGGUGCUGCAUCAUACUAUGUGGCAGGCACACCUACGUGGGGUGUUAGCACCACUGGAAGAUUCAUGGAUCCACCCAAUGGAAGUUACAUAAUCUACAGUUCACGCCAGUUCGAUAAAACACUAGAUUCUGGACUGUUCCAAACAGCAAGGAUGUCACCAUCAUCUUUGAGAUACUAUGGCAUUGGACUCGAGAAUGGGAACUACACUGUAACACUUCAAUUUGCCGAGGUGGAUUUCCCUGAUGUGCAGUCUUGGAGGAGCAGAGGGAGGAGGAUUUUUGACAUCUACAUUCAGGGGGAGCGUAAGGAGCAGAACUUUGACAUAAGAAAGGCAGCAGGAGGGAAAUCUUUCACUGUUGUUAAGAAGCAGUAUGUUGUCCCUGUGACAAAAAAUUUCCUUGAGAUUCAUCUCUUCUGGGCUGGCAAGGGUACUUGCUGCAUUCCUCAUCAAGGCUACUAUGGGCCUGCAAUAUCAGCUUUGAGCGCUACUCCAAACUUCAUCCCAACGGUCCGUAGCCCUGCAGACAACAAGAGCAGGAGCAAAAUUGCUGUGAUCAUUGUAGUUAUGGUUGGUGUUGCAGUUUUUGCAUUGGCUGCACUUGCUGGACACUUUAUAUGGAGACAGAAGAAGAGAAAGAUAUUAUUGGAGCUAGAAGAGCUGUACAACAUAGUUGGAAGACCAAAUGUCUUCAGUUAUAAUGAGCUAAGGUCAGCUACGGAAAAUUUUAGUUCUAGUAACCUACUUGGUGAAGGAGGAUAUGGAUUGGUUCACAAGGGUAGAUUAAGUGAUGGAAGGGCGGUGGCAGUGAAGCAGCUCUCUCAGUCAUCUAAUCAGGGGAAAAAGCAAUUUGCUACAGAAAUCGAAACUAUAUCUCGAGUACAACACUGUAACCUCGUGACAUUGUAUGGUUGCUGCCUUGAGAGCAAUACGCCGCUGUUGGUUUAUGAGUAUCUGGAGAAUGGAAGCCUUGACCAAGCACUGUUUGGAAAGGGAAGCUUGAACCUGGAUUGGCCAACAAGAUUUGAGAUAUGCUUAGGCCUAGCAAGAGGUAUAGCUUAUCUUCACGAGGAUUCUACCGUCCGCAUCGUGCACAGGGACAUAAAGGCCAGUAAUGUCUUGCUAGAUGCCGGUCUCAACCCUAAGAUUUCAGAUUUUGGGCUUGCCAAGCUCUAUGAUAACAAGAAAACUCACGUCAGCACAAAAGUUGCUGGCACAUUUGGCUACCUUGCACCUGAGUAUGCCAUGAGAGGUCAUAUGACUGAGAAAGUUGAUGUGUUUGCAUUCGGCGUGGUCGCGUUGGAGACUGUUGCUGGUGAAUCAAACUACCAGAAUACACUUGAGGAAGACAGAACUUACAUAUUUGAAAGGGUCUGGGAGCUGUAUGAAAACGGGCACCCGCUCGACUUCGUGGACCCAAAACUCUCGGAAUUCAACAGCGAGGAGGUGAUCAGAGUCAUCCGCGUCGCCCUCCUCUGCACACAGGGCUCCCCUCACAAGCGGCCGCCAAUGUCGAAGGUAGUCUCCAUGCUCACCGGAGACGCCGACAUAACCGAAGAUGCCGCAAAGCCGAGCUACAUCACGGAGUGGCAGAUCAAGGUCGGGAGCUGCCACCACACGGGCAGCAGCCAGGUCGGCUCGGCGUCGACGCCGCCGUCCUCCGGUGAUGGCGGCGCCGGCCAGGCGAGUAGCCAGGGCGCAGGGGAAGGCAGCCCGCUGACUCCCUCGCCAUUGUUCACCUCCAUCAUCGACGAGGGCAGGUGAAGAUAACCGAGAAGCAGGGCAAGGAAGGCUUGGAGCUAAAUUCCCGGCUCAUACAAAGGCGGUCUCAUCACUUGCUGACUUGGGUAGGAGGAAGAGGGAGUAGGUGAUUGAACGAUCUAAGGCAUCUACUGCCUCCAAUCCGUUCUAAAAUACUGUAAUUUAGAAUGUGAUUUAACUCAUCCUAAGAUAAUGAAUCGAAAUAGAGAUUGUCUAGAUUCGUUAUCUUUAGGAUCGGUCAAAUCACAUUCUAGGUACAAUAUUUUGGAACGAAGUAGUAGCAGUCUGGUAUGCCCGUGCAUCACGCACGGGAUCACAUGGUGUUACAGGUGUUUGGGCAUCGCUUCCUCGCUGGAAUUUGGUCGAGCCGUGUUGUUGGGUUGACCUAGGUGGUGUGAGUUCAUGAGCGUGCCUCGUGCGCUUUGCUUGCUUAAUUUCCUUCCCUUUGGCCUUGUUCUUUUGUUUCCCUUUUUCUCCUCCAAUGCGCAAGAGGGUGUGCCCUUUUCACAGUACACACCACGCAGAUGAAGGGCUAACAAAGUAGCAAUUGCUUUUGUGUAAAUAUUCUUUUGUUAAUAUCAUCAUUAGAAGCACGAGGACUGAUGAUACUGUUAGCUAAGCUGCUGGUUGCAAUGUU
Molecule: messenger RNA, 3232 nt
Organism: Oryza sativa Japonica Group (Japanese rice)
Lineage: Eukaryota; Viridiplantae; Streptophyta; Magnoliopsida; Poales; Poaceae
Source: RefSeq, a predicted model, not a curated record